GGUCGCCAUAAAUGCGGAGCUCCCCCCUUGGACGCUGGCACUAAACACUGUAGAACGGCAGCCGCAGUACUCCCUUGAUUCCCUUCCGCCAUUUUCUGGUUCCUCCUUCUCUUACUCGCCGGAAAACGGCGUCCGUACCGGAUUCCCGGUUGGUGAGCUCUGUCCCCUUCUUGUUGGAAUUGGUUUUGGGGGGAGAAUCCUUUAAAGGACAGAGGCUUCGCCGGAAGAGGAGAUGAGGGUGCACAUGCUCUUCUCGCCCUCGUUCCCUUAGUGGUAUUCGUGAUAUUGAGUGUAAGGCACCCGAGGAACGUCCCUGCCCUGAGACAAGAUAAGAGGGUGGAGAGUUUCUGUGCUUUUGAAAGGAUUUUCCGGCGGAGUUCUGGACAACCUCCGGCGGAGAGACGUUACGCGCGAUUUUCAUUCUAUUCCUUUAUUGUUGAACUGAAAGCCAUACAACGUCGGUUUCUUUGAUUUUUCUCCACUUGGUGGUUGAUGCUUGCGUAAUUGGGCACAAUCCUAGAUCGGAGAGGCAAUCGUCUCUUUAAGCAAAGGGAAUUGUGAGAGUAGCAGGCGAGAAACAAGGACUAGUUCUUUGGCGAGCUAAUUUCAUAGAGUAAACCGGAGAUGGCGCAAAUUGGAGGAGGGCGGAGGCAUAUGAGGGCAGCAGUGGUGAUCGGACUGGCGUGCAUAUUGGCGUCCGCGCUCGUGUCCGCCGACCGGAGGCUGAUGCAGCACGAACAGGAGGCCGGUGCGCCGAGUAAGCACCGGAAGGAGAGCGCUCUAGAGAGGCUCAUAAAGUUCCUGUGGCAACCCAAGGUGACCGCUUACGUACACGUCUGGCCGGACAUGAGCUUCGGAUGGAGGAUCAUCUUGGGCUCCAUCAUUGGCUUCUUGGGAGCGGCUUUUGGGAGUGUGGGAGGAGUUGGAGGGGGAGGCAUCUUCGUCCCCAUGCUCACUCUCAUCAUUGGCUUCGACGCCAAAUCUUCCACCGCCAUUUCCAAAUGCAUGAUAGUGGGUGCGGCGGGAUCGACCGUUUACUACAACCUGAGGCUGAGGCACCCGACGCUGCCGCUGCCCAUCAUCGACUACGACUUGGCCCUACUCUUCCAGCCGAUGCUCAUGCUUGGCAUCAGCAUUGGUGUCGCCUUCAACGUGGUCUUUGCAGACUGGAUGGUCACCGUGUUGCUCAUCGUCAUCUUCAUGAUUACGUCCACGAAGGCCUUCCUGAGAGGUGUUGAGACGUGGAAGAAAGAAAGCAAAACGAAAAAGACUGUCAAAGCUGCUAAAGAAAAUGGAAGCGAGGAAGUGGAGUCCGGUGCCCCGUGUAACAGCAUGAAAACAGAUAGCAAAGCUUUUGGAGACAAGGCCGUUUCUGUCCUGGAUAAUAUCUACUGGAAGGAACUUACCAUUCUCAUUGUUCUGUGGGUUGUAUUUCUUGCCUUCCAGAUUGCAAAGAACUACACAAGAACAUGCUCCCCUUUAUAUUGGGUAUUCAACCUUCUUCAGUUUCCUGUGGCUAUUGGAGUGUCCCUCUAUGAGGCCGUGUCCUUAUACAAAGGGAGGAGAACUAUUGCAUCCAAAGGUGGAGAACCAACAAACUGGAAGAUUCAAAAGCUGGUCCUGCACUGUUUUGUUGGCAUGAUUGCUGGCGUAGUAGGUGGUCUGCUUGGACUUGGGGGAGGCUUUAUCUUAGGUCCUCUGUUCUUGGAACUCGGCAUACCUCCCCAGGUCGCAAGUGCUACAGCAACCUUUGCCAUGAGUUUCUCCUCAUCCAUGUCCGUCGUAGAGUAUUACCUUCUUAAACGGUUCCCUGUUCCCUAUGCACUCUACUUCUUUGCUGUCGCCACAGUAGCCGCGCUCGCCGGCCAACACGUUGCAAGAAAAGUGAUAAAUUUCUUGGGGAGAGCAUCUCUCAUCAUCUUCAUUCUGGCUUCAACGAUCUUCGUCAGUGCAAUUUCACUGGGUGGGGUUGGUCUAUCGCACAUGGUUCAUAAAAUAGAAACACAUACGUACAUGGGAUUUGAAAACUUAUGCUCAUACUAGAAGGCAGAUCGGAAGGAAACAGACAGAUUGGAAACCUCAUGAUCUUCACCAAGCUUGGCAAUCUCUUCUCAUUAUCCGCGAUCUGGGCGUCGAUCUGCCGUGACUUACUAGAUUUGAAAAUUUUUGAAAAUACAUGAAUGCUCAUGUAUAAGCUCCGAAUCUCUACGGAUGUGGAGAAAUGAUACCAUAAUGUAGCCUUUCGUUUUUUUUCUUUUGGCUCUUUACAUUGUAUUUCUUCAUAAGCAAAGUAUCUCUUGAAGGGGAGUAUUGGUUACU
Messenger RNA from Nymphaea colorata (pocket water lily), 2319 nucleotides. RefSeq names its product sulfite exporter TauE/SafE family protein 3-like. The coding region runs from base 625 to 2043 and encodes 472 amino acids. Gene Ontology annotation, cellular component: Cul4A-RING E3 ubiquitin ligase complex; membrane. Lineage: Eukaryota; Viridiplantae; Streptophyta; Magnoliopsida; Nymphaeales; Nymphaeaceae. The record is from RefSeq and is a predicted model, not a curated record. Gene Ontology annotation, biological process: protein ubiquitination. The transcript is spliced from 12 exons.